Gadus macrocephalus (Pacific cod) is the source of this 3678-nucleotide messenger RNA. It is a transcript of the gene slc6a13, whose product is annotated as solute carrier family 6 member 13. NCBI's taxonomy places the organism in Eukaryota, Metazoa, Chordata, Actinopteri, Gadiformes, Gadidae. The coding region runs from base 167 to 2035 and encodes 622 amino acids. The record is from RefSeq and is a predicted model, not a curated record. The transcript is spliced from 15 exons. Gene Ontology annotation, biological process: sodium ion transmembrane transport. Gene Ontology annotation, cellular component: membrane.
AGGGCUAAAGAGAGGGUGCAGGAGGAAUCCUCAUUGAGGGCUGCACCAAAGGUUUCUGCAGCAGUCGGAUCCCCCGCCCUGCUAUGCGUGCUAUAUAGCGGAACGUGCUACCUAAUCGCUCACCUAGCCGCUAAUUCCCUACCGGGAGUCAUCACUCUAUGUUACCAUGAAAGAGCUUAAAUGUUACGAGGAGACCGAGGAGUCCAAGGCCGAGCCGCCCAACGGCCUGGACAGCCGGCCCCUGGACAUAGUGCCCGGCACCGACGACAAGAUGAUGGAGCGGGGCCAGUGGGGCAACAAGAUCGAGUUUGUCCUGUCGGUGGCCGGCGAGAUCAUAGGCCUGGGCAACGUGUGGCGCUUCCCCUACCUGUGCUACAAGAACGGAGGAGGUGCCUUCUUCAUCCCAUACCUUAUCUUCCUGUUUGCGUGUGGAAUCCCCGUGUUCUUCCUGGAGACUGCUCUGGGCCAGUACACCAGCCAAGGAGGCAUCACAUGCUGGAGGAUGAUCUGCCCACUGUUUGAAGGGGUUGGCUUCGCUACGCAGGUGAUCGUGGCUCUGCUGAACGUCUACUACAUCGUAGUGCUGGCGUGGGCUAUCUUCUACCUCUCCAACUCUUUCACCUGGGACCUACCCUGGGCCUCCUGCAACAACACAUGGAACACAGAUUCCUGUAUGGAGUUCCAGAGGGGCAACAGUUCUAUCAAUCAGCGUCGCAACGCCACCUCCCCUGUCAUUGAAUUUUGGGAGCGGCGGGUUCUUCGCAUAUCUUCAGGGAUCGAUCAGAUUGGCUCUCUGAACACAGACCUGGUUAUCUGUCUGGCGGUGGCCUGGGUCGUCUGCUACUUCUGCAUAUGGAAGGGAGUCAAGUCCACUGGCAAGGUGGUGUACUUCACAGCCACCUUCCCCUACAUCAUGCUGGUGGUACUGCUCAUCAGGGGGGUCACCCUUCCAGGGGCCUACCUGGGCAUCCAGUUCUACCUCUACCCCGACCUGGGCCGGCUCAGCGACCCUCAGGUGUGGAUGGACGCUGGCACUCAGAUAUUCUUCUCCUAUGCCAUCUGUCUGGGCUGCCUCACCGCCCUGGGAAGCUACAACAAGUACAACAACAACUGCUACAGGGAUUGCCUGUCGCUGUGCUUCCUGAACAGUGGCACGAGCUUCAUAGCCGGCUUCGCUAUAUUCUCCAUCCUGGGCUUCAUGGCCUUCGAACAGAACGUACCCAUCUCAGAAGUGGCAGAAUCUGGUCCCGGCCUGGCCUUCAUAGCCUACCCGCGGGCGGUGUCCAUGAUGCCGUUCUCCCCGCUGUGGGCCUGCUGCUUCUUCAUCAUGAUCUGCUUCCUGGGACUAGACAGCCAGUUUGUGUGUGUGGAGAGCCUGGUGACGUCCAUGGUGGACAUGUAUCCUUCCACCUUCCGCCGCAAGAACCGCCGGGAGCUGUUUAUCCUGCUGAUCGCCGUCAUCUCCUUCCUGCUGGGUCUUAUCAUGCUCACAGAGGGAGGCAUGUACAUCUUCCAGCUCUUUGACUACUAUGCAGCCAGUGGCAUGUGCUUGCUCUUCGUUGCCGUUUUCGAGACAGUUUGCAUCGCUUGGAUUUAUGGAGCCGACCGUUUCUAUGACAACAUCGAGGACAUGAUCGGAUACCGACCUGGCCCUGUGAUUAAAUACUGCUGGCUUUUCUUCACACCUGCUACAUGCCUCGGGACCUUUGCCUUCUCCCUGAUCAAGUACACUCCGCUCAAGUACAACAACGAGUACACCUACCCCUGGUGGGGCUACGGUCUGGGCUGGAUCCUGGCCUUGUCCUCCAUGAUGUGCAUCCCUCUGUUUGCGGCGGUGAAGAUCUACUACACCCCAGGGACGCUGAAAGAGAGGCUCACCUUCCUCUGCACCCCCUCCCUCGACUUGCCCAAGUCCAAGCUGGCGCAGGAGAAACUGCUCGGCAUCUUCGCGGCCGACGGAGACAGCUUGUGUCAGAAGGCUCCGCCCACGAAGGACGGCUACUUCCCCGUGGACGAGAAGGAGUCCCACUGCUAGAGCUCACAGACACCGGGGGCUUCUCUAGGACGACCGGUGUUCAUUGGUGACGAUGGAAAAAAAACGGGGAGCACAGAGGAACAGCAGCAGCCGGUCUCAUCCGAUCUCCUCCGGUCUUAUCCGACCCGACAACGUAGCAAUGCUCUGGCUGCUUGCUCCUGCUUCUUCAGAACCCGUCUCCAUGGCAGCGGUGAGGGGCUAUCGGGCUCCCCCCUCGGCCUACCAUAUACACCUCACCCAUGAUGGAUCUGGCCAAUAUGGGUGGUUAACACAUGCACAUUCACACAAGCACAAACAAGCGAACAGACAAACAAACACACAGACACACAGACACAGACACAGACACAGACACACACACACACACACACACACACACACACACACACACACACACACACACACACACACACACACACACACACACACACACACACACACACACACACACACCACACACACACACACACACACACACACACACACAAAUACACACUCAUGCAGACACACAAACAGACACAUAUUUACAGACACGCACACAGAGACACAAACAUGCAUACACACACACACACACACACACACACACACACACACACACACACACACACACACACACACACACACACACACACACACACACACACACACACACACACACACAAACACUGCAUAGAUGAGGUGGAACGUGAUGUCUCACCCUCUGUGUUGUACAGCAUUUGAACUAGCAAACUUGUUUUUUAGACAGUAAAAGUAAAUUUUCAACUUGAUCAUGUAUGCUUUCUAAGGAAGCAUUUUUUGUUUGUUUGUUUUUUUCCUUUUCAUGGACAGCUAAUGUACAGUUUGAUGGACAUUGUUGUUAAGAUAAAAGUGUACUGUUUGUCGAUUGUCCUGACUGGCUGAACUGACUGCCAGAGAUGGCAUUAAAAUGCUAUCAGUUGAAUAGUUCAUAAAUUCUAAAUUGGCAUAUAUUUCUAAAUGUUGGGAAAUACUGUACCUGGUCAGACUUUCUGGAGUACUGUUUAGGUCUCUUUGCUACCAACUACUGAAUACCAAGAUGAUCACUAAAUGUGUAUAAUUUGUCAAUCAGCACUGAAAUGCUAAAAUAUAUAUGAAUUCUAACUUUUUUUUACAAAGGUAAUGAAAAUGUCUCAUUGCUGAUGAUUUUAUAUCAUUAUAAUUUAGAAAAUCAAUUAAAACGUAAUUACAAUACUGUACACAAGAAAUGCUUUUUAAACCUGUUUUUUUUUGUGAUGUAAGCUAGAGAAUUCCUUGGGGCAUUCAUUUGAAAAUAAUACAUUUUUGGUUUUGAAUUGUGUUCCAAGGCUGAUAAAUAUUCACAUUUUUUUUCUUAAAUGUUCUCUUUGUUAUUUUGAUACAUCCUUCAAGUGUCAUAUUCGUGUGGAUUAAAAAAUAUUGUACAGAAAUUUGAAAUGCAAUCAAACCAUGUUCACAUUGGUACAUAGUUGAAUGGCAUUAAAAUAUGAUAGAACAUGUUCAACUGCAUUUGUAUUAACACAUUAUGAUAAUACCUUUGUUGUAGUCUUAACAUGUGGAAAGCAAAUAAUGUGUUAGUCAUAAUUAACAAGGCACAUAUUUUAAAUCUUUCUUCUGACUAAGCACAUUUAUAUUAAAUGUUUUAAAAGAAA